AUGGAUGAUGCUGAGGUCAAGUUGUUGAAGAGACUGUCAUCCGCCACGUCCUUUAGCUCUGAGCCUGAACCUCGCUUCACGAGUAGAAGGAAAGUUGGCAGGCCAAUAAGCCUUGUUCACCUUGCCCUGGAGUCCAGCAUUCUUUUGGUACUCAUUGCAGUCCUUGUCCUGCUCAUUCGUGGCCCUGUGGCGCCGCGGAUGGUCAAGAAUGAUUUUAAAAAUCGGAAAGCUGGAAUUGAUUUAAGCGGCAUCGUUCCUGCAGAUGUCAGCACCAGGACGAUGAUCAAGCCAUGGGAGCCUCAUGUAUUCCAAAUUGAACCGGCAGCCUUUACAGACCCAGGCCUGCUCAAUCGCACCGUGAAUACGUGGAGGUCAAUGGGUACCUUGUUCGUUCAAGCCUCCUCGUAUGAUGGGCAAGGACGUGAGAAACCUCUUCCCCUAGAUCUGUUUGAGGUGUCCGCAUUCCACCAAAUACAUUGUCUGUCAGCCAUUCUUGAAGACUACGGUAACCUGGCCCAAGGCAAAGCAGUCCCGCAGCUCCCCGGCAGCAUGAAAUUAGAGCACUUGACAUGGGCCGAACACAGUGCACACUGUUUCAACUAUGUAUUUGAUGCUAUCAGGUGCUUUGCGGAUAGCACUGCUGAAGGGGGGAGUCCCGGUGAGCCAACCGUUGUGCAUCGAACCGCAGCUCACGUUUGCAAUGAUUUCGAUGCGCUACUUGCAUGGAGUCGACAGCCAGAACAGCAGAUGCCGGAUUCGGUUCGCCCAGUAGAUUAA
This is a messenger RNA of Diaporthe amygdali, 777 nucleotides long. RefSeq names its product Oxidase ustYa. The transcript has 4 exons. The record is from RefSeq and is a predicted model, not a curated record. NCBI's taxonomy places the organism in Eukaryota, Fungi, Ascomycota, Sordariomycetes, Diaporthales, Diaporthaceae. Gene Ontology annotation, biological process: mycotoxin biosynthetic process. The coding region runs from base 1 to 777 and encodes 258 amino acids.